Molecule: messenger RNA, 7207 nt
Organism: Nematolebias whitei (Rio pearlfish)
Lineage: Eukaryota; Metazoa; Chordata; Actinopteri; Cyprinodontiformes; Rivulidae
Gene: abca7
Product: ATP-binding cassette, sub-family A (ABC1), member 7
Exons: 49
Coding region: 1-7101 (2366 amino acids)
Biological process (GO): lipid transport; transmembrane transport
Cellular component (GO): membrane; intracellular membrane-bounded organelle
Molecular function (GO): lipid carrier activity; ABC-type transporter activity; ATP hydrolysis activity
Source: RefSeq, a predicted model, not a curated record
AUGGGUUUUUUUAGACCAUUAUACCUCCUGCUCUGGAAAAACAUCACAUAUCGCAGACGGAACAAGAUCCAGCUGAUCAUCGAGAUUUUAUGGCCGCUCUUCCUCUUUUUAAUCCUCAUCUCUGUCCGUUCGUCAAACCCUCCUUACAAACAAGGACAAUGUCACUUCCCAAACAAAGCCCUGCCAUCAGUAGGCACCCUGCCCUGGAUUCAGAGCAUCGUCUGCAACAUCAACAAUCCCUGUUUCCACGAACAAAUGCCGGGAGAAACACCGGGACAAGUUGGCAACUUUGACAACUCCUUAUUGUCUCGUAUUUUCUUGGAUGCUCAGUCUCUUCUAUCCUACAGUGGAAACCAGAGUUUCUCUUCCAUUCAGGACCUGAUGCAGAGUGUUAAACUGCUGGAAGAAAGACUCAGAUUAUUACCAACUCUUCAAGUUAAAGAAUGCCUGAGACCCAAUGAGACUUUCUCCAACUUUCUCUUGACCAACUGCAGCCUGUCGUCUUCAACCGUGGACCAGCUGAUGAAUGCUCAUCUGAAUACUCAGGCCGUAUUGGCAGGAGUCCGGAUUCCACUAAAAGUCUUGGUGUGCAACACAAGUAUGUUGGAACAGCUUCUGAUAGUGGACAGAGGAGCAACCAACAUGACAGUUCUUCAUACUGAGCUGUGUGAGCUACCAGCUGAUGUCCUGCAGGAGGUUGAGCGUCAUUUUUUCUCUCAGCUUGACCUGACCAAACUCCUCACGAGAAAUCUUCUGCUGACCAACACUGAAGAGCUCAGGGCCAUCACUCAGGCUGUCACCUCAGUUUCCGAGGCGCUCUCUGUAAUCAUAAAUGAUUUUUCCUCCCUCUCCAGUUUUGCAGAGUUCAAUGCAGCUCUAAGUGUUCUGUCUUCUGAAGAUAGCAGAGCGACGCCCAGAGAAAGUUUUAGAGUAUUUUCCAGGAUCAUGUGCGGUCACUCUGAGAACAGAGGCGAGCGCAUCCCCUCGCUCAACUGGUAUGAAGAAGACACCAUCAAGUCUUUCUUAGGCAGAGACGGCACCGAGGAUGUGCAGUUGGACAAUGACAACAACACAACUCCUUUUUGUAGAAAUCUGAUCCAAACUCUGGAGUCCAACCCUCUGUCUCGCAUUGUGUGGCGAGGAAUCAAACCGCUGUUCAAAGGAAAACUGCUGUACACGCCAGACACUCCUGUGGUACGACAAGUCAUGAAGGAGUUGAACAGGACAUUUGAAGACCUGCAGAUUCUUCAGGAUCUUCAUGACACUUGGUUGGAGGUGGGACCACAAAUCAAGAACUUCAUGGAGACCAAUGUGGAGCUCAAACUGCUGCAGGAUAUGUUGAGGCGUCCAGAGAUUGCAGUUCUGAUUAAUAUGCGUUUGGAAAACACAACCUGGACGGCCUCACAGAUUGCUCGUUUCCUAUCAACACCCUCGCCAGACAACACGAGUCGGCCGGGAGCCUCACCUACGUGGAAGGAUGUCUACGACAACAUUGGAAACAUUAUCACCAUUCUGUCACAUGUCACCAAGUGCUUCAAUCUGGACAAACUGGAGGGGAUGGAGACGGAGGAUCAGCUGAUCAAUCGAGCGCUGGAGCUGCUGGAAGACCGACAGUUCUGGGCUGGUGUGGUUUUCCAGCUUCCCAACACAUCCUCAUCAGAGCUUCCUCCCUAUGUUACCUACAAGAUCCGGAUGGACAUUGACGAUGUGACUCGGACCAACAAGCUCAAGGACAAGUUUUGGGAUCCGGGUCCAUCUGCAGACCCAUUCAAUGACAUGCGCUACGUUUGGGGCGGGUUCGUUUAUGUUCAGGACCUGGUGGAGAAAGCUGUGAACUACGUGCUAACUGGGGUUAAACAGACCACCGGUAUCUACAUCCAGCAGAUGCCUUACCCGUGUUAUGUGGACGAUAUUUUUCUUCGCAUGCUGAACCGCUCCAUGCCUCUCUUCAUGAUUUUGGCCUGGAUUUACUCGGUGGCCAUGAUCAUCAAAGGUGUGGUUUAUGAGAAGGAGAUGAGGCUGAAGGAAACCAUGAGGAUCAUGGGGCUCGGUACAGGAACACUGUGGCUCAGCUGGUUCAUCAGCAGCUUAGUUCCUUUCUUGAUUUCUGCCACCCUUCUUAUCGGUCUGCUUCAGUGGGGUGAUAUAUUACCAUACAGCAACCCAGUUGUUGUCUUCUUCUUCCUCUUGGCAUUUGCCACCGCCACCAUCAUGCAGUGUUUCCUCAUCAGUACCUUCUUCUCGAAGGCCAACCUGGCUGCUGCCUGCGGAGGCCUCAUUUACUUCAGCCUCUAUCUGCCUUAUGUGCUGUGUGGCGCCUGGAGAGACUACCUCAAUUCAACACACAGAAUCUUAGCAAGUUUCCUGUCUCCUGUGGCCUUUGGUUUUGGGUGUGAGUAUUUCGCUAAGUAUGAGGAGCAAGGCAUUGGUAUGCAGUGGUUCAACCUGCGGCUCAGCCCCGAGGAGGGAGACGCCUGUAGCUUCGCCACCUCUAUAAUCAUGCUUUAUGUGGAUGCCUUCAUCUACGCUGUUGCAGCCUGGUACAUCGAAGCAGUUUUUCCUGGUGAAUAUGGGAUCCCUAAACCCUGGUACUUCAUCUUCCAAAUCAACUAUUGGGGUGGAGUCCCUCUGGAGGCGGGCAUGCCAAUCCCACAGGCACCCACAGACCAAAAUGAAGACCACAUUGAACCAGAGCCCACUAGUCUGAACCUCGGUGUGAACAUCAGAAAUUUGGUGAAAAUCUACAAGAAAGGGGGGAAACUUGCCGUCAACUAUCUUAAUCUGAAGUUUUACGAGGGCCAGAUCACCUCUUUCCUCGGACACAAUGGGGCCGGCAAAACCACCACCAUAUCCGUCCUGACUGGCCUCUUCCCUCCAACCUCUGGGACCGUGUACAUCAAGGGCAUGGACAUCCGCUAUGAUAUGGACAUCAUCAGAAGGACACUGGGGGUUUGUCCACAGCACAAUGUCCUGUUUGACAUGCUCACAGUGGAGGAGCAUGUGUGGUUCUAUGGAUGCCUGAAGGGCUUGUCUGAAGCAAAGGUGAAGGCUGAACUUGGCACUUUGCUUGAGGACGUGGACCUAUUACACAAACGGCACGAACUGACCAAAAACCUCUCUGGUGGCAUGCAGAGAAAGCUGUCUGUGGCGAUAGCGUUUGUUGGGGGCUCAAAAGUAGUUGUUCUGGAUGAACCCACUGCCGGUGUCGACCCUUACUCCCGCAGAGGGAUCUGGGAUCUGUUGCUUAAGUACCGUCAAGAUCGAACCAUCAUCCUGUCUACUCACUACAUGGAUGAGGCGGAGCUGUUAGGUGACCGGAUCGCCAUCAUCUCUAAAGGAAAGCUGCGCUGCUGCGGAUCCCCACUCUUCCUGAAAUCUCGACUGGGAUCCGGUUACUACCUGACUGUGGUAAAGAAGGAGGAACUGAGUACCAGCACUCCCAGUAGUUCCAGUAUCUGCACCAGCAUCAGCACCAACAGGCUGCCUCCUUUAGUUAAGGACAGUGAGUCAUCUCUGAGUGAAGACACUGGUCUGGGAAGUGAAGACAAUAGCUCCUACCUGGCAGCUUUGCUCUCUCUGGUGCAGCAACACAUCCCAGAUGGGAAGUUAGUGGAGGAAUCUAAGAGAGAAGCAGUGAUCAACCUGCCACAAACAGCUGCCAAAGAUGGCAGCCUGGCUAUCUUCCUGUCAAAACUGGACCAGAAGCUUCCUGAGCUGGGCAUCAGCAGUUAUGGGCUGUCAGACAGCGCACUGGAGGAGAUCUUUCUGCGAGUGGCGGAGGAAACUGGCGUUGACGCUGAUCCAGAGCAGCCAACAGAACCCCCCCACAGCUCACAGCCGUCCGUGCAACAAGCCGAGGAACAAACAGCUGAAGAUCCAGAGACAGAGAGGAAAAGACACAGAAAAAAAGAGCAUCAGGAGACAGACCUGCUGAGUGGAGAUGGUCUUGGUGGGGUGGUUCUGACGGGGUGGCGGCUGUUUUGGCAGCAGUUCAAAGCUCUUUUCAUCAAGCGCUGGCUUUAUGCUCGAAGGAGCCACAGAGGCAUCUUUGCUCAGAUUGUACUGCCAGCGUUGUUUGUGCUGAUCGCGCUCCUCUUCACCCUCCUUGUUCCUCCGUUUGGGAAGUACCCAUCGCUCGAGCUGCAGCCCUGGAUGUAUGGAGAACAGUACACCUUCUUCAGCAAUGAUGCUCCUGGGAACCUGGUCAUAGAGAACCUGCUGGAAGCUUUACUGGACCAGCCCGGUUUUGGGACCAAGUGCAUGGAAAAGGAGGACAACAGCAUAAGUCCUGAGUGUGAAAGUGAGAGGGGGGGGCAGUUCAUGAGGCCACAUGUGCCUUUCUCCACCUGGAAGAUGUUCAGCAGAGGGAACUGGAGCAGAAACAGACCCUCACCAGACUGUCAGUGCAGCACAGAGGACAUCCGCCGGAUGCUUCCUGAAUGUCCCGAGGGCGCCGGUGGACUUCCUCCUCCACAGAUUAAGAGACUGACAGGUGACAUCCUCCAAAAUCUGACCAGUUAUAACAUCUCUGAUUACCUGGUGAAGACCUACUCUCAAAUCCUCAAGAAAAGUUUUAAUACCAAGAAGUGGGUGAAUGAAUUCAGAUACGGAGGCUUUUCCCUCGGAGGUAACGCCACCCACAGCGUAUCCAGGGUGCAAGACCUCCAAGACUCCGUCAGGGCAAUCAGGACACAUUACCAAGUGGAACAGAACAGUUCAGUGGAUCUCCUGUUGAAAAAGCUGCCUGAGUUCUUGGGAGAAAUGCACAGUGAAAACAGUGUCAAGGUGUGGUACAACAACAAAGGUUGGCACGCCAUGGUGUCUUUUCUCAACGUGAUGAAUAAUGGCCUGCUGAGAGCAAGCCUGCCGCCAGGACCAGAGAGGAGGAGACACGGCAUCACCGUUUAUAAUCACCCUCUCAACCUCAGCAAGGAGCAACUCACCGAAUUAGCCAUGAUGACCACAUCAGUGGAUGUAGUGGUGUCCAUCUGUGUGAUCUUUGCCAUGUCCUUCGUGCCGGCCAGCUUUGUCCUGUUUCUGAUCGAGGAGCGAGUCAGCAAGGCCAAACAUCUUCAGUUUGUCAGCGGGGUCAAACCAGUCCUUUACUGGCUGGCCAAUUACACCUGGGACAUGUUGAACUACACCGUCCCGGCCAUAAUAGUGUUGUUGAUCUUCAUCGGUUUUCAGCAGCAGGCAUACGUCUCUGAAACCAACCUGCCUGCUCUCGUCCUCCUCCUCUUACUUUACGGGUGGUCCAUCACUCCUCUGAUGUACCCAGCAUGCUUUGUUUUUUCCAUCCCAAGCACAGCUUAUGUGUUUCUAACCUGCAUCAACCUCUUCAUCGGGAUCAACGGAAGCAUCGCCACCUUCGUGCUGGAAAUGUUUUUAGAUGAGACUCUGAAUGAAAUCAACGACAUCUUGAAGAUAGUGUUUUUGAUUUUCCCACACUUCUGCUUGGGACGAGGACUCAUCGACAUGGCUAAAAAUCAGGCGAUGGCAGACGCCUUCCAGAGAAUGGGAACCAAGCCAAAUCUCAACCCGUUUCGGUGGGACUUUUUGGGGAAGAACCUGUUUGCGAUGGCCGUUGAAGGUCUCGUCUUUUUCAUCUUCACCUUACUGCUGCAGUACAAGUUCUUCAUUUACUUCAGGCCGUGGUGGAGCGUUCCCCAGCUGCCUCCUCUUGCUCCAGAAGAUGAGGAUGUAGGAAGGGAACGAGAACGGGUGAAAAGCGGCAAAGCUCAGUCCGACAUCCUCACCAUGAUAGACCUGAGCAAGGUUUAUAGAUUAGGCAGAAAGCCAGCAGUCGACCGUCUCUGCCUUGGGAUUCCCCGCAGUGAGUGUUUUGGUCUGCUUGGGGUGAACGGAGCAGGGAAGACGUCUACGUUUCGCAUGCUGACUGGAGAUACACCCAUCACAUAUGGGGAGGCUUUCCUCAACCAUCACAGCGUGCUGAGAGAGAUGGAGCGAGUCCACCAGCUGAUGGGUUACUGUCCACAGUUUGAUGCCAUCAGCGACCUGCUGACGGGCCAGGAGCAUCUGGAGCUGUACGCUCGUCUGCGGGGGGUGCCAGAGGAGGCUGUCACCAAGGUGGUGCAGUGGGGGGUGAAAAAGCUAGGGCUGACACAGUACGCCAACCAAAAGGCUGGAGGGUACAGUGGCGGCAACAAGAGGAAACUCUCCACAGCGAUCUCCCUCAUUGGGUCGCCACCUGUUAUAUUCCUGGAUGAGCCCACCACUGGGAUGGACCCAAAAGCCAAAAGAUUUUUGUGGAACUGUAUCCUCAGCAUCACAAAAGAGGGACGAGCAGUUGUACUCACCUCUCACAGCAUGGAGGAGUGUGAGGCCCUCUGCACCAGGAUGGCCAUCAUGGUCAACGGCAGGUUUCAGUGUCUUGGAUCUGUGCAACACCUGAAGAACAGGUUUGGCGAUGGAUAUACCAUCAUCCUCCGUUUGAUGGACAACAAAUCUGUCCUGGACUCCUGUCCCGUCGACGCCUACAUGAGGACGUCUUUCCCCAGCAUCGAGCUGAAGGAGAAGCAUCAGAGCAUCCUGCAGUACCAGCUGGCCUCACAUACCUGCUCCCUCGCUCAUGUCUUUGAAGUGCUGGCCAACAACCAUGAGGAGCUCGGCAUCAUAGACUUCUCUGUCUCACAGACCACUCUGGACCAGGUAUUUAUCAGCUUUGCGAAGGAGCAGACUGAUGACGACUGUCUCACAGAUGUGGUCAUCAGCAACGGAGCAGCCCAAGUAAACUUCAUUCCCCAGAUUAACCCUCCCGUAAUCCAGCCACAAACACUGAUCACACCUCAGCUGAAGAAAUCACAGCAGAUUCCUGCUAAAUCACCUGACGCCAAACCAAAAGCAGCUAAACAGAAAAAGACAAAGGUCAGCAAGGUCGAGUCUGAUGGAAACACAAACAGCAGUGUGCCUAUGAGCCAAAUCCCUCAGAUUGAGAAGACCCAAGAGGCGAGCAGCAGUAACAGUGGACUUCAGAGGAAAUCCAGUAAACGCCGAAGCUCCAAACCCAAAAAGGAGAGCUCCAACAAAGAUCCCUCUGCACUCUUCAUAGUCGGCACCACCUCUCAGGACAGCUCUCUGUGAAGCAGACUGGUGCUCCACAGGCGGACCAAAGACACAGAAGCUUGUGAUUUCUCUAUUAAUUUGUUUAUUUGAACUCUGCAGGGUUCGCAGUAACAUGACACAACCA